Phodopus roborovskii (desert hamster) is the source of this 1275-nucleotide messenger RNA. It is a transcript of the gene C1ql2, whose product is annotated as complement C1q like 2. The transcript has 2 exons. The coding region runs from base 372 to 1235 and encodes 287 amino acids. NCBI's taxonomy places the organism in Eukaryota, Metazoa, Chordata, Mammalia, Rodentia, Cricetidae. The record is from RefSeq and is a predicted model, not a curated record. Gene Ontology annotation, molecular function: protein binding.
GACGCCUCACCGGACCAAGCAUUCCCAGCCACUGACACUUGGUACCCGCCGGGGCGCCGGGCUCGUCCUGUGCGCCCCUCGCCAUGCGUGUCAGACUCUUCGACACUCCAGAUCAGUUCCAGCGCGGUGGCCACCGGAUCCCAGGUCCGGAUACCUCCCGUUGAAACAGUUGGGUAGCCAGGACAGGGGUCUCCACGUCGGGGACGCGGCAGGGACCUGCGGAGUUGGCGUCCGAGCGCGUAGAGCGGGGCCACCCGCGCCGCUCCACCAUUACCUCCCCGGGCGGCAAGGAGGAGCUGGUGGCGGUCGCCUCCCGGCUGUGGCAGCGGCGGCGGCGCGCCUGCUUGGCGGCCGUCGGCGUGCUCCUAGCCAUGGCACUGGGGUUGCUGAUAGCGGUGCCCCUGCUUCUGCAGGCGGCUCCCCCCGGCGCGGCUCACUACGAGAUGCUGGGCACCUGCCGCAUGAUCUGUGACCCGUACAGCGUUGCGCCCGCAGGGGGACCCGCGGGCGCCAAGGCUCCACCGCCGGGACCCAGCACCGCUGCCCUGGAAGUUAUGCAGGACCUCAGCGCCAACCCCCCGCCUCCCUUUAUCCAGGGACCAAAGGGUGAUCCAGGGCGACCAGGCAAGCCGGGGCCUCGGGGUCCCCCUGGAGAGCCAGGGCCGCCUGGGCCCAGGGGUCCUCCGGGGGAGAAGGGAGACUCGGGGAGGCCAGGGCUACCCGGACUGCAGUUGACAACCAGCGCGGCCGGUGGAGUUGGAAUGGUGGGUGGUGGAGCCGGGGGCGGUGGCGACACGGAGGGCGAAGUGACCAGUGCGCUGAGCGCUGCCUUCAGCGGUCCCAAGAUCGCCUUCUACGUGGGACUCAAGAGCCCUCAUGAAGGCUACGAGGUGCUCAAGUUCGACGACGUGGUCACCAAUCUUGGCAAUCACUACGAUCCCACCACCGGCAAGUUCAGCUGCCAGGUGCGGGGCAUUUAUUUCUUCACUUACCACAUCCUCAUGCGUGGCGGCGACGGAACCAGCAUGUGGGCGGAUCUCUGCAAAAACGGGCAGGUGCGCGCCAGCGCCAUAGCCCAGGAUGCGGACCAGAAUUACGACUACGCCAGCAACAGCGUGGUACUGCACCUGGAUUCAGGCGAUGAAGUCUAUGUGAAGUUGGACGGCGGGAAGGCUCAUGGGGGCAAUAACAACAAGUACAGCACGUUCUCGGGCUUUCUCCUGUACCCGGAUUAGGGUCACAGAGAGCACGAGACAGCGCGGCUUCAGGCGCCCC